This is a messenger RNA of Meira miltonrushii, 3283 nucleotides long. RefSeq lists its product as uncharacterized. The transcript is spliced from 2 exons. Gene Ontology annotation, molecular function: protein binding. The record is from RefSeq and is a predicted model, not a curated record. NCBI's taxonomy places the organism in Eukaryota, Fungi, Basidiomycota, Exobasidiomycetes, Exobasidiales, Brachybasidiaceae. Bases 84 to 3032 code for a protein of 982 amino acids.
AAAAAAAGGCGCAGCCUAUAACGCCUAUCUUGUUCCGAGUGAUAAUUCCCUUACCCUUGUAGUAAGGAGUUCACCCUGCAAUCAUGGCGACAAAAGAAAAGGUGUAUGCCUUGCAUGAUUUCGAUGCAGAAAAUCCUGAUGAAGUAUCAUUCAAAGCAGGCGAAACAAUCAUCGUUGUGGAAAAGGAUGAUGCAUAUGGAGAUGGAUGGUGGCAAGGAACAAACUCUCGCGGAGAGACUGGUUUAUUUCCGUUCAGUUAUACCACCUUUGAUCGUGAACAGGCAAUGAAUAUGGAGACUUCAAUCUCUGCUUCUGAUCCAGCCAUUCUUGCUGGUGGAACUGCUGAUGCAUCUCGCGAAGCAAACGGUAAAGGAGUUAAAGCAACAAUGGACGACAUUGACAAUGCUUUAGCACGCAUGCAAGCAGGUAGAGAUGAUGCAAGUGAACGGACUGGCGAUCUUUCCGUUGGUGAAACGGAUGACGGUGAUGAUGCAGAGGAUGAUUAUGAAAAGAGGGCUAAAGCAAGAGCUGCUUUAGCCGUCAAUGCUGCAAAGAAUCAAGAUGAAGCAGAACAAGCUGAAAGAGCGGAGCAAGCACGAUUGAAGGCUCAAGCCAUGCGUAUCUUUGAGGAAGAAGAGGAAAGACAUAGACAAUUGUUACUUCAAAAAGAGGAAGAACGCAAACAAGCGGCUGCAAAAGGUGUUUUACCCAACGAAGAAAAGGCCAAAGAAGCACCUAUUCCAGGCGUGGAUAUGAGCGACGAAAGUGACAGUGAAGGAAGUCAAGGACCUGAUUACGAUGAAUUAGCUCCUACUCAUGCCCCUCUGUUCGGCGCCUCUGCAGCUCCUGCAGCAGCUGGUGCCGGUGCUUUGGCCGCCGGUGCUACAGCAGCAGGCGUUGUUGCAGCAAAAAGUGGUGCAUCAUCUAAUGAUAGUACAUUGGCUCCCAAUGACUUAAGCAAAGGUCAAGCACGACCUCUGUCACCGAUCGAAAGCGAAGAUGCUCACGCAAAGCGAGCUGCUGCAGGAAUCAGUCCAAGUGCAGUUCCGCUACCCUUGUCAUCUACAACUGUCGGUAACACUCCAACCCAAAACGGAAUCUUCCAACAACAACAGCAACAACCUCACCAAGAUCGUCAAACAUCGGAUGACCGCAGUCUCGAUUCGGCCCGUGUACCUGACAGUCCUGCACCUGGCGGCAGAUCUAACUUUACUGCACCAAGCGUUGGGACUGCACCAACCUCAUUUGCUGGAACAGAAACUCCAAAGAGCUCUAACCAAAUCGCAGCCACAGCUCAACAGAGUCCUGCACCCAGUACUGCUGGUAGCAGAUUGGCCACUGGUCCCGGUGGUGAUCCCCACGAAUGGACGGUGGACCAAGUCGUUGAGUGGGGCAGAUCGAAAGGAUGGGAUGAAGCAAGCGUUGUCAGCAAAUUUGCCGAACAUGAAAUCUCUGGUGAUGUUUUGAUGGAAAUGGAUGUGAACAUUUUAAAAGAGAUCGAAAUCUCUGCAUUUGGAAAACGUUUCCAAGUAGCAAGCGCCAUUAAAGAUUUGAAAAAGUCUUUGGCAACAGGCGGUGCAGAACAAUCGCCCAUGCAAUGGUCAGCUCCCGUUGAUUCUACAUCUGGCUUAUUACAACAACAACAGAAUCGCAGCGUUAGUCAACCUAUCGACAGACCAGAUUCCAGGACUGACUUUAGCGGCACCAACGAUUCAGGAUUGGGCGCAGCGAUUACCGGGUUGGGUGUCGCAGGAGGCGCGGCUGCUGUUGCCGGCGCUUCUAGUCAACGCAACGUCUCACAAUCAACUGCGCCUGGUAUAAUGAAUAGCAAUUCAUUCAACCAAGGCGGUGUACAAGCAGACAGGAGCGAUGUGCCUCGUCCAAACAGUGGCGCUAUUGAGCCUGGAAGUGCAUCGCAUGACAGCCUUGGCAAUUCGGCAAACAGUCAAUUGAACAAGAGUUCAUUCUCUCCUGAUAACAGUAUCAAUUAUUCCAACUUUAAUCAACAACACGCAUCAAGUCCUCGUAAACGUGAAUCGGGCGGAAGUUCGACUAAAUCGCCUGCAGACAGGACAAGCUUUUUCGCUGGAUUGGGUGGCCAAAAGAAUCGCAAACCUGCGCCAAGAGUGCAAUCCGGUAAUUCUACUGGUAGUGUUCCCAAUUCGGCCGAUCCAGAGAGCGCUGGUAAAGGUACAUUGUCUAGAUUUGGACUCAACCGUCUCAAAGGAGGACAACAACAACAUUCCAACGAACCUUCUCCAAAUCAAGAUCUUCGUAAUAAGAUCUCCUUGCCAACCGGAAGUCCAACAUAUGAUGCUAUGGGAGAUACGGCAAGACGUCAUAGAUUGAGUCAAUUUGGACCCGCUACUGGCAAUAUUCCUGGCUUUUCUUCUAAUCACCAAAAGCAAGCUAGUGUAGGAUCCAGUGGACCUGCUGCAGGAGAUGCCUAUCCAUCAGGCGGAGAACCAAGAAGCCCAAUGGGAGAUGCACCGGAAGGAGCUGUUAUGGUGCGUAUUCGACCUGUUGAAUUUGAAGGUUGGAUGCGCAAGAAGGGAGAACGAUACAAUUCCUGGAAACCAAGAUAUAUGGCUUUGAAGGGAUCUGACUUAGUCUUGUUACGCGACCCAACUGCACCAAAGAUCAAGGGAUAUGUGAAUAUGAAAGGAUACAAAGUUAUUGCUGAUGAGAACACAAACCCAGGCAAAUAUGGUUUCAAGAUCUUGCACGAAUCCGAAAAGCCACACUACUUCAGCUCCGAUGAUCCAAUCGUUGUUCGUGAAUGGAUGAAAGCAUUGAUGAAAGCAACGAUUGGACGUGACACAAGUUUGCCAGUCAUCUCUUCGUACAACAAUGCCACAAUCUCUCUCAAGGAAGCGCAAAGGAUGAAUCCACCUCCAAGACCACCAAGCCCAACAAGUCGUGCACGAGCUCAACGUGCUGCAGCACGAGCAAACAAGGAUCAAUUGACCGCAAAAGAUGCGAGCGUACUUAUGGGACUUCAAUCACCUCAAGAAAGACAAUUUGGAUUGUAAGUGGAAAACACAGAUGCAUUUUCUUUCAUCUUGUUCCUCCAUGCGAUGGCACCAUUUGUACAUAAACGCCAUCGCAAUCUCUGUGCAAAGCAGUGUUUGCUUCGUGGACUGCAUUGACCUGCGGACCUUUGCCGUACCAUGCUUGGGAGCGCGUUUUGCUGCGCUUCUUUGCAUUGGAGUCGUUGACCUUCCGGCCAUUCACAUUCUCCUCGAUCUAUCUUCGUUUUCAACAUAUACCAUAAAGUCACUCG